Funneliformis caledonium is the source of this 225-nucleotide messenger RNA. The record is from the annotation of a GenBank genome assembly. Lineage: Eukaryota; Fungi; Glomeromycota; Glomeromycetes; Glomerales; Glomeraceae.
AUAAUAAAAAAAUGGCGUAAAGAGUCUGUUCAGGAAUUUAAUAAUGCUGAUAAUGCUGAUAGUGCUGAUAUAAAAACAACUUUACACCCUCUAGCAAGUUGUACUUUUGGUGUUUCUCGACAACGAAGAAAUAUUACAAAUUUUACGGGACUUCAAGUUGAAGAUUUAACAGAUUCAAAAUUGAUAAAUAUAAGUAUUCUUUCAUUAUCGUUCGAUAAUAAAUAA